AUGGCUUCAGCAACGAGCUUUUACGAUUUCAAGCCGCUUAACAAUCGCGGUCAGGAAGUCUCUCUCGCCGACUACAAGGGCAAGGUCGUCCUCGUCGUGAACACGGCUUCCAAGUGCGGAUUCACGCCGCAGUACGGAGGCCUCGAGAAAAUCUACAAAUCCAUCAAGGACAAGUAUCCAGAAGACUUCACCAUCUUGGGCUUUCCGUGCAAUCAGUUCAAUGGCCAGGAGCCUGGUACCAACGACGAAAUUCAGGAUUUCUGCCGCGUCAACUACGGCGUCAGCUUCCCCAUCAUGCAAAAGAUUGACGUCAACGGCGACAAAGCCAGCCCCCUGUACGAAUGGCUCAAGUCCGAAAAACCCGGGCUGAUGGGUCUGAAGCGCAUCAAGUGGAACUUUGAGAAAUUCCUCGUCGGUCGCGAUGGUACGGUGAAGGGACGCUGGGCCAGCACGACCAAGCCUGAGAGUCUGGAGAAAACCAUUCUGGAAGAGCUGGAGAAGAAGGAGUAA
Messenger RNA from Ustilaginoidea virens, 510 nucleotides. RefSeq lists its product as uncharacterized. Gene Ontology annotation, biological process: response to oxidative stress. The record is from RefSeq and is a predicted model, not a curated record. Bases 1 to 510 code for a protein of 169 amino acids. Gene Ontology annotation, molecular function: glutathione peroxidase activity. NCBI's taxonomy places the organism in Eukaryota, Fungi, Ascomycota, Sordariomycetes, Hypocreales, Clavicipitaceae. The transcript is spliced from 2 exons.